CUCACCAACAUGGCUGCGGGCUGCAAGUGCGCAUGAGCAGCUGUCUAUGGAGCUACCUAGGUCGGGAGAGGGAGAACACAGUUGGAGAAAAUCGGCGGCUGAGACGGCCUUGGCCGGACUUAGCACUCAGGCCUGUGAAUAGGAGAUACAAAGACUUCCAAAAAAGGACCAGUUCCUCGGAUGUGCCCCCUCACAGAGAGAUGAAGGGGCAGCAGAAAACAGCUGAAACGGAAGAGGGGACAGUGCAGAUUCAGGAAGGUGCAGUGGCUACUGGGGAAGACCCAACCAGUGUGGCUAUUGCCAGCAUCCAGUCAGCUGCCACCUUCCCUGACCCCAACGUCAAGUACGUCUUCCGAACUGAGAAUGGGGGCCAGGUGAUGUACAGGGUGAUCCAGGUGUCUGAGGGGCAGCUGGAUGGCCAAACUGAGGGAACUGGUGCCAUCAGUGGCUACCCUGCCACUCAAUCCAUGACCCAGGCGGUGAUCCAGGGUGCUUUCACCAGUGAUGAUGCAGUUGACACGGAGGGGACAGCUGCUGAGACGCACUAUACUUACUUCCCCAGCACGGCAGUGGGAGAUGGGGCAGGGGGUACCACAUCGGGGAGUACAGCUGCUGUUGUUACUACCCAGGGCUCAGAGGCACUGCUGGGGCAGGCGACCCCUCCUGGCACUGGUCAAUUCUUUGUGAUGAUGUCACCACAAGAAGUACUGCAGGGAGGAAGCCAGCGCUCAAUUGCCCCUAGGACUCACCCUUAUUCCCCGAAGUCAGAAGCUCCCCGGACGACUCGGGAUGAGAAACGCAGGGCUCAGCAUAAUGAAGUGGAGCGCCGCCGCCGAGACAAGAUCAACAACUGGAUCGUGCAGCUCUCCAAGAUAAUCCCAGACUGCUCCAUGGAGAGCACCAAGUCUGGCCAGAGUAAAGGUGGGAUUCUAUCCAAAGCUUGUGAUUAUAUCCAGGAGCUUCGGCAGAGUAACCACCGCUUGUCUGAAGAACUGCAGGGGCUUGACCAACUGCAGCUGGACAAUGACGUGCUUCGACAACAGGUGGAAGAUCUUAAAAACAAGAAUCUGCUGCUUCGAGCUCAGUUGCGGCACCACGGAUUAGAGGUCGUCAUCAAGAAUGACAGCAACUAACUAUGGGGAUUCAGGGGCUUUGGGCCCAAGAACUGCAGAUAGCCCAGGAGCAACAGCCUAAUCCUGUGCCCCUUUCCUUCACUGCCCACUUCUGGCAUGGGACAGGGGGAAGUUCAGAAGGUGUGUCCUUGAACUGAGGCCCUGUGAUAUGGCAGCCUGCAGUGGUGUGAAACACACAAUGUGGAGGUGCACUGACAGCCUUGCCCACCCCCACCAUGCAACCCCUGGGCCCUUGUGCUCCUCUCGCACAAUGCAUGUGCUGCCUCCAUGCUGGAUACUGGACACACUAAACUGGGGGGCUUGUCCUGUACUUGCUUAGAGUGCCCGGCAGAGGUCUGCUGACAGGUGAUGCUCUGGCUUGCCCCAGGACUCUGGCACUUCCAUUGGUUCUUCCUUUCCCUGGAGCUGAGGUUUAGAGGUGCACCCUGUGGCUCAGGGGAGCAAGCUUACACAAGAAGUGGGGGAAGGGUGUUUAGCAGUGGCUGGUGCCCAUGAAGAGGAGAUUGGCCAGCGAGAAGCUGAGGCCUAUGCAGACGUCUCUGAAGCCAGAGAGAACAACAGGCAGGGGUCCACUUGGGGCCUUCCCCCUUAUGGGGGUCUUUUUUUUUUUUUCUUUCCUUUUUUUUUUUUUUUUUUUUUUUUUUAAGGAUAAAAUUGUUCAAAGCCA
Molecule: messenger RNA, 1800 nt
Organism: Mandrillus leucophaeus (drill)
Lineage: Eukaryota; Metazoa; Chordata; Mammalia; Primates; Cercopithecidae
Gene: USF1
Product: upstream transcription factor 1
Exons: 11
Coding region: 33-1133 (366 amino acids)
Biological process (GO): regulation of transcription by RNA polymerase II
Molecular function (GO): DNA-binding transcription factor activity, RNA polymerase II-specific; RNA polymerase II cis-regulatory region sequence-specific DNA binding; protein dimerization activity
Source: RefSeq, a predicted model, not a curated record